Molecule: messenger RNA, 1287 nt
Organism: Kwoniella botswanensis
Lineage: Eukaryota; Fungi; Basidiomycota; Tremellomycetes; Tremellales; Cryptococcaceae
Exons: 4
Coding region: 1-1287 (428 amino acids)
Biological process (GO): proteasome-mediated ubiquitin-dependent protein catabolic process
Molecular function (GO): endopeptidase inhibitor activity; proteasome binding
Source: RefSeq, a predicted model, not a curated record
AUGUCAUCGUCAAACCCACUUGAUCCCACCAACCUACUCAAGCUCAUCCCUCAGCUACUACCCAGAUCCACCUCAUCUCCUCUACCCAAUCCUACCGACUCAGUCGCAAUCCUAGUACAUGCUGUCCAAAUAGCUCUCAGAUUCAGGCUGGUCCAAUCGUCUACGGCCACAACCAACAGUAGUACGAGUACUUCUGGUCCAUCGACCUCUGCGAGUGCCGGAGAAGAAGCGGUAUCAGGGGAGGACGUAGAUGAUGGUGCGUCGGAAACUACCACAGCAGUCGAUGCCGAGGAGACCGAUACUCCUCCUCAGGAAGGACUUUUGCAAGAAGGAUGGAAUGCAAGAGGUGAAGAUAGUUAUAGCUUCCAGUAUAGGCAUGAACAGUCUUCUUUAGUAUUCAGGAUAAGGAUCGGGAGGAUGGGUAAUAGAGUCCAGGUCGAUGCUAUGGCCGAGGAUGGUCAACCCCAUAACCUCUCGAUAGUGCUUUCGGACCUCGUGGACACUUCGAGAUUUCCCAUACCAAGCUCGGCUACUUCUUCUUUCAGUAUCGAUUCUACAAGUGGUGAUGAAUUAGCUAAGAGAUGGGGCUACAAGUCAAUCACGAGCAUCAAAGAUUUCGUUGAGAGAUAUGAAUCCGACGUUAUAGCCAGAUUAGUACCUGGACUACAAGUUCCAGGAUACGAAGAAUCACGUUCAACCGGAUCUGAUCCCCGAAAUCCCCCGCCUUCAGGACAGUCUCACCAACCUCCUUCCGCUAGACCUCAACCGCCGACCAAUCCUCUGAUCGACCCCCUUCGUGAUCCUCAUCCCACCAACCCCGCUUCAGUAGGUAGAAGCGAUCUCGACCCUCUAGCUUCAUUCCAGCCUCCUGGGUCCUUCAAUCCCAACAGAGACGGCGGAGGGAUGUUGGUAGACUUCAAUCAUCCGCUCUUUGAUAGACGUCGUCAAGGGUUGGAUCCCGACUUCUCCGGUCCAGGUGGGUUUAUCCAGCCUCCUGGAAGUCGAUGGGAUCCCGUCGGACCUUCUUCAUCAGGGGGUAAUGGUAGGUUCCCAGGACCUGGUGGGAACCCCUUAGGAGGUGUGGGUGUAGGGGAUGAUAGAUGGGGAGACGAACUUCCUCCUCCCGGUGAGUUUGGGCCGGACCUAGGUAGGUUUGGCGGACAGGGAGAUAGAAGAGGAGGGCCAGGAGGGCUCGGUGGACUUGGUGGACUGGGAGGUGGAAGAGGUGGCGGUGGUGGGUUUGGAGGAGGGGGUGGUUUUGGUGGAGGAGGAGGCAUGUUCAUGUGA